Wickerhamiella sorbophila is the source of this 333-nucleotide messenger RNA. Its product is annotated as Mitochondrial 37S ribosomal protein S27. The record is from RefSeq and is a predicted model, not a curated record. NCBI's taxonomy places the organism in Eukaryota, Fungi, Ascomycota, Dipodascomycetes, Dipodascales, Trichomonascaceae. The transcript has a single exon. Gene Ontology annotation, cellular component: mitochondrion. Bases 1 to 333 code for a protein of 110 amino acids.
AUGUCAAGCCGUAUACCGACCCCGGCACGACUUCAGGAGCUGUUUAGACUCCAGUGCUUUGUUUUUGGGAAAGUCCACAACCCAGAAGCCAAGCGUAUUGGCACCAAAGUUCUGCGGGAAAGUUUGAAAGGGCCUCAAAUCCGUAACUAUUACUAUCCCUCCAAGCAGAUUUUACCCACACCUGCCAAACUUAAUAAAAUUUUCGGUAACUGGACCACUGUCGAUCCCGAGGAGGAGCAUCGUCUGGAGCGGAACGAGUAUUUGCGCCGUAAAGGCAAAGGUGCGCCCAAGAAGCUGAAGGAGAAAAAAGUGAUCGAGAAGAAACGCAAGUAA